AUGCCCCCAUUCUCCCCUCUCCUUCCCCUUAUUUUCCCCUCUGCUUCCCCUUAUUCCCCCCUCUGCUUCCCCCCCUUCCCCCUCUCUCCUUCCCCUUCAUUUCCCCCUCUGCUCCUCAUUGUUCCCCCCUCUCCUUCCCCUUGUUUCCCCCUUUGCUUCAAUCGUUCUAAACUCUCUACCUCCCCAUAUUUCCCCCUCCGCUUCACCUUGUUCCCCCCUCUCCUUCCCCUCCUUUCCCCCCAUGCUUUUCCUCCCUUUACCCACUGCAUCCCCUCCUUUCUCCACCUGCUUCCCCUCCUUUCUCCAUCUGCUUCCCCUCCUUUCUCCACCUGCUUCCCCUCCUUUCUCCACCUGCUUCCCCUCCUUUCUCCACCUGCUUCCCCUCCGGUCCGCCCCUGCUUGCCCUCCCUUCGCCCCCUACUUCCCCCUUUUUCCUCCAUGCCUUCCCCUCCUUUCACCUCUUGCUUCCCCCCUUUCCCCCCCUUCAUCCCCUCCUUGGAUGGCCUUGCUUGUCCUCCUCUCCCCUCCUGCUUCCCAUCCAUUACCCCCCCUGCUUCACCUCCUUUCCGCCCCCGCUUCACCUCCUUUCCCCCUCUGCUUCCCCCCUUUUCCCCCACGGCUUUCCUUCCUCUUCCCCCCUGCCUCCCCUCCUUUCCCCCCAUGUGUCCCCCCUGCACGCCCCAUGUGUCCCCCAUGCACGCCCCAUGUUCCCCCCCCCCUCCCCGCAGGCCCCAUGAGGCGAUGUUUUCCCCCUGCACACCCCAUGUUUCCCCCAUUCAGGCCCCAUGUUUCCCCCAUGCACGCCCCAUGUUUCCCCCAUGCACGCCCCAUGUUCCUCACCCCACCCCCCCCACCCCCGCAGGAGGCGAUGUUUCCCCCAUGCACGCCCCAUGCAUCUCAUCCCCACCCCGUCUCCCCCCCAUUGGCCCCCCUUCUUCCUCUCAUCUCCUCCCUUGCUCUAUUUCCCCCACUGCCCCCCCUCACUUCACCCUCUUCAUCCUCUCAUUUCCCUUACUGCUCCCCCUCAUUUCCACCGGCUCUCCCCCACUUCUUCCCCCCAGUUCUGCCGGCUUCUCGCGUCACCAACUGAACGCGUCACCAGCAAUUUUUACACGAGGUGGAGAGACGGCCAUGACACCCACGCUAGUUGUAGAGGACGAGAGCGAGGAGCCUGAGGAGCGUCAUCAUGUGGUCAUUGACAUUGAUCCGGAUGCACCAGUGGCUGUUGGUGAUGUCCCCUCGGCCGUCGAGCACGAGGAUGUCGAUGGGCAUGGCGUGCCUCCUGCAUGCGCCCCUACGACCACCCUAGAGAAUGAUGAGGAUCAAGCUCAUGCAAGGUACGUGUUGGUGUGA
Messenger RNA from Closterium sp. NIES-65, 1353 nucleotides. The record is from the annotation of a GenBank genome assembly. NCBI's taxonomy places the organism in Eukaryota, Viridiplantae, Streptophyta, Zygnematophyceae, Desmidiales, Closteriaceae.